This is a messenger RNA of Brassica napus (rape), 375 nucleotides long. RefSeq lists its product as uncharacterized. Gene Ontology annotation, molecular function: zinc ion binding. Bases 1 to 375 code for a protein of 124 amino acids. The transcript is spliced from 3 exons. The record is from RefSeq and is a predicted model, not a curated record. NCBI's taxonomy places the organism in Eukaryota, Viridiplantae, Streptophyta, Magnoliopsida, Brassicales, Brassicaceae.
AUGAGUGCGAAUCUGAGUCGCCGUAGAGUUGAAAAAGAAAGAGGGUUUCCGAGUUUUUGUAAGAAGUGUGGAGAAGCUGCUAAGAUUUUCACUUCUAAGACCAUCAAAAACCCAGGAAGACUUUUCCAUGGUUGUCCUAAUGGGAGUGAAGAGGAUAAGAAUCAUUUGUUUAAAUGGACUGAUGAAUCUGCUGUAGAAGAAAUUGAAGAUAUGAAGAGCCAUUUGGAGCUUCAGUCUCAGAGAUCUGGAUUUGGGAAAGAGAUGAAAGAGAUGAAAGAGUUGGUUGAUGGGUAUGAGAAAGAUGUGAAGAACUUGAAGAAGAUGGUUGUUUGUGGAGUUGGAAUGAUGGUAGUGUAUUACUAUUUUGCUAUGUAG